Messenger RNA from Chaetomium globosum CBS 148.51, 1734 nucleotides. RefSeq lists its product as uncharacterized. Gene Ontology annotation, molecular function: calcium:proton antiporter activity. The record is from RefSeq and is a predicted model, not a curated record. The coding region runs from base 1 to 1734 and encodes 577 amino acids. The transcript is spliced from 4 exons. Gene Ontology annotation, biological process: intracellular calcium ion homeostasis; calcium ion transmembrane transport. Lineage: Eukaryota; Fungi; Ascomycota; Sordariomycetes; Sordariales; Chaetomiaceae. Gene Ontology annotation, cellular component: fungal-type vacuole membrane.
AUGGCGUCAUAUAACGCCUACCGCACCAGGAUGCAAGCAUCCAGAGAAGCCGGCCACAGCUCUCGUUGGAACUUCUUCUCUCACGGCUUGACCAGAAAAGAAUCGAUUCCACAGACAUGGCAGGCGGGCAAUGAGCUCGAAGGGCAGCCUCUCACCCCCGCCACCACUUCACAUCCCCCAACCACGUCUGGGAGCGAUGGAAAGGAAACAGCAACCGCCCAUCCAGAACACCAACCCCCGAAUACCGAAACGGGGGUGCCAGGCGUUGAGUCGGGACAUACCACCACCAUCACCCAGGGUGUUCUCCGCCGGCGAACUUCGAAUAGAGAUCGCUCCUCGGAAGCCACCACAGCACACGCGCAGCAGACCGAGAAGCCGAAGAAGCAGAGGACCUUCUUCAAGCACCUCACACCAAAGGAGCCGUUUACCGUGAGGAACCAGAUCCAGCGGACUCUGUUCGGCUCAUGGAUCAACAUCCUGCUACUUGCUGCCCCCGUGGGCAUCGCCAUCAACUACAUACACUCGGUCGACCGGAUCGCCGUGUUUGUCGUCAACUUUAUAGCCAUCGUACCCCUGGCCGCUAUGCUUGGCUUCGCCACCGAAGAGAUUGCGCUACGGACCGGCGAGACGCUGGGUGGGUUGCUUAACGCGACGUUUGGAAAUGCUGUCGAACUGAUCGUGGCCAUCAUCGCUCUGGCCCACAACGAAGUCGUCAUCGUGCAGACAUCUCUCAUCGGUAGUAUCCUCUCCAACCUGCUCCUCGUCAUGGGUAUGUGCUUCUUCUUCGGCGGCCUGCGCCGUCAGGAACAGUACUUCAACACCACCGUCGCCCAGACAGCCGCCAGUCUCCUCGCAUUAGCCGUCGCGGGUGUCAUUGUCCCCACCGUUUUCGAUAUGGCCAGCAAGACCCCCCAAUCCGAUGUCGCCAAGCUCUCCCGCGGCACAUCGGUCAUCCUCCUGGUCGUCUACGGCGCCUACCUUUUUUUCCAACUCAAGACCCACUCCGCCGUCUUUGCCCAAGAGUCCCAGAAAGUCGAGGCCAAACCCUUCAGGACCCAUAGCCUCAAGGAAGGCGCCAUCGCCCAGGGCUUCGUCGCUCCGGCUGGUGUGAUUGGCGGUUAUGGCCUGCCAUCGAGCUGCACCGAUAACGAGAGGAUGCGUAGCUUGCUCACCAACCCACCGCGCAAGAACCUGCAAAACGACGGUGGGAACGAUGAAGAAGACGAAGGGGAGGAGCCCCAGUUGCAUUUCAACGUCGCCGUGGCCACCCUUGCUCUCUCGACCGUCAUCAUCGCUUUCUGCGCCGAGUUCAUGGUGGACGGCAUCAGCGCCGUCACCGCCGGCGGCACCGUCUCGGCCGAGUUCGUCGGUCUAAUCCUGCUGCCCAUCGUCGGCAACGCUGCCGAGCACGCCACCGCCGUCACUGUCGCCAUCAAGGACAAGAUGGACCUGGCCAUCGGCGUCGCCGUCGGCUCCAGCAUGCAGGUCGCCCUCUUCCUCAUCCCUUUGCUCGUCAUCAUCGGCUGGGGCAUGGGCAUGGACGAGAUGGCCCUCAGCUUUGACCCCUUCCAGGUUGCCGUGUUGUUUGUCGCCGUCCUGCUCGUCAACUACCUCAUUGCCGACGGCAAGAGCCAUUGGUUGGAGGGCAUGCUGCUGAUUUGUCUGUAUUGUAUCAUUGCCGUCUGUGCCUGGUGGUACCCUGCGAAGGACCCCCAGUUGGGCGGAGAGGCCUGA